AUGGGGAAUCAAAACAGACAAGGAUUUCAUGCAGGCGGUUUUUCAGGUUACCAGCAAGGAGGAAAUUUCAAUCAAAAUCAGGGGCAAGGAUGGAGGUCACAUCCAGAGAAUCAGUUCAAUAAAGACCAAGGAGGACCAUCCAACAGACCUCGGAAUCAGGGGCCUAGCUUGUACGAGAGGACCACUAAGCUGGAAGAGACUUUGGCUCAGUUCAUGCAAGUUUCAAUGUCCAACCAUAAGAGCACUGAGUCAGCCAUCAAGAACCUGGAGAUCCAAGUGGGACAGUUAGCUAAGCAAAUAGCUAAGAAUUCUUCUAGAGGUUUUGGAGCUAAUACAGAGAAAAAUCCCAAAGAAGAAUUUAAGGUUGUCAUAACUAGAAGCAAGAGGGAGACCAUGAUGGAGGAUGAAAGUAGGACUGGUGAGGAGAAGGAGUUAGAAGCUGAGAAAUUGGAGAUAGCUAUCCCAUUUGGAGAAGCCUUGCAACAAAUGCCACUCUACUCCAAGUUUCUCAAGGAUUUAUUGACCAAGAAAGGCAAAUAUAUCCACAGUGAUAAUAUUAUGUUGGAGGGAAAUUGUAGUGUUGUUAUUCAGAGGAUCCUUCCACCAAAAUACAAGGAUGCAGAGAGUGUCACAAUCCCUUGCUCAAUUGGUGUUGUGUCAGUUGGAAAAACCCUUAUUGACUUAGGGGCUAGCAUUAAUUUGAUGCCUCUAUCCAUGUGCAGAAGGAUUGGAGAGAUGGAAAUCAUGCCAACAAGAAUGACAUUGUAG
This is a messenger RNA of Glycine soja, 768 nucleotides long. RefSeq lists its product as uncharacterized. Bases 1 to 768 code for a protein of 255 amino acids. NCBI's taxonomy places the organism in Eukaryota, Viridiplantae, Streptophyta, Magnoliopsida, Fabales, Fabaceae. The transcript has 2 exons. The record is from RefSeq and is a predicted model, not a curated record.